Molecule: messenger RNA, 6489 nt
Organism: Neospora caninum
Lineage: Eukaryota; Apicomplexa; Conoidasida; Eucoccidiorida; Sarcocystidae
Exons: 7
Coding region: 1-6489 (2162 amino acids)
Source: RefSeq, a predicted model, not a curated record
AUGGAGGCCGCCGCUUCUCCCGCUUGCGCUUCGGAAGAGCACAUUGAGGCGGGAUUUUCUCCCCUCGGUCUACAACUCUCAAACAUUUCGGAACGCACUCGCUCUCCUACAGGAACCGACGGUCUCUCGUAUUCCUCCUCCGCUUCUGUGGGCUCCUCAUCUCACGCCACCCUGACUCCUCUCGCAUCUGCCUCUUCCCCUAUUUCGUCGGAUGCCCCGAUUUCUUCCUCUUUCUCUUCUGUCUCCUCUUCUGCUUCGUCUCCGAACUCGCCCGGGGCGUUCGCGCAGUUCAUCGCAACGGCUGCAAUUACUUCCUCGCUCAGGCCUUCUCCAUCAGAAGUUCUCUCUCCGAGUGAAGAUUUGUUUUCAAACCGCCUUGCCUUCUCUGGCGCGUCCGAAUCGCUUCGCGAGCGACUUCUGAGUCUUCAUUCGCUCGCAGGUGGAGACAGCCGUGCUCCUCAGAGUGUCACCUCUCGCCGUCUCCUUUUCUCGCCUCUCCUCUUCUCAACCUCGGGACAGGCCUCCUCCCCAGGCGCUUCUCGAAGAGCGGCCCCACAGAGGCGCGAAGCCGCCCUCAGGAGCAGAGCCAACUCAAGCUGCUGGGAGCCUCAAGAUGACGACGCGGACGGCUGUUUAAUUACGCGGGCAAACGCCCUGCCUGGCAUGCGCAACUUCCCUGAAGCGCCCUCGUCUCCCGUGGCUUCUCCAAAGAUAUGUGGAGAAGUGGGAACCCGCUCUGCCUGUGCGUUGUCAGCAAGUAGCCCCUCAGCCCGCCCAUCAGGACUCCAAGAAUCCACGCGAACUGCAGGAGCACCGGAACCAGAAAACCGUCCAGGAGUCCCGAAACAGAAUGAUGGGGCUUCAGACAGCGCAGCCCCUCUCUCUUCCUCUCUGCCUGCCGCUUCCACUCCCUCUUCGGCCUCUUCGGCCUCUUCGUCCUCUUCUUCCUCGCCUGGCUCCGCUGUUUCGGUUUCGGAUGCCUCGGAGGCAGUCCGCGUGGCUACCGAGGCUUUCGAUGCCCGCUUUGGCACUCCGCGUGCUUCGCGAGCAGCUUCUUUCCACGCGCGGCUCCUCGCGAGUCUGGCAGGAAAUUUGUCUGGAGCGAAGCCUCCGCGUCUUCUCCUCAGCUGGCAUCUGCCCAUGGAGAUUCCGCGGAGAAUGAGAUCCUCAGGCCAGGCGGCUGCGCCUCCGCCACCGGGCCUGAUGGGGCAGUCCUCCUCUCGAGCGCCGUCCCCGUCUUCCUCUUCGCCCGCACGAUCUUUCUCCGCCACACCAGCUUCUUCUGUGUUUCCAGAUGCUGGCGCCCCUAGCACGCCUUCGACAGAUGCCUCGGCCGUCUCGUCUCAGGUGGUGUCGCUAUCCAGCACAUGCGCCCCCGUCCUCCCCUCUCCGCGUUCUCGGCCCUCUCAGCAAGGCGGCGAGACUGAGCUUCACCGCCAGCCCCAAGCGGAUGUUUUCUCUCCCGGGACGCUUGCUUCCGCUCCCGUGCCGGAGACUGCUCCCUCUGAACCGAUCGCCUCGACUCCCAACGAACCCCUCAGCCGCGCUGCACGCGCUACACCUCCAGCUGGGGAAUCCGGUGUACGUACACCCGGCGCCACGCCGCUCGAGAGCGGCAACGCCGCCCCGGGAGCCUCGCCAACUUCCAGAGUUGCCCCUUUGGGUGCGCCAAACUCGAUCGUUUUUCGAGGGCCGAGCUCGCCUUUGCGCCAGGCCACAGAGCUCGCAGGCGGCCGGCUGGGGAGGCAGUUGCUGCUGCGUCAGUCCCAGUUGAUUCUCCUGCUGGGGCUGCACGGCCUGGCGCGGGAGCGCGAAGGGGCGGCUGGCCUCGCCUCUCCGGAGAGUUCUGGAAGCCUCGAGUGCCUGCGUAGACGAUCGGCGGCCAUUGCCUCGGCGACGGCGCGCCUCACGCAGGCUUUAACGAAUGCAGAACUUCGCAGUCAAGGCAGCUUCUUGGUGGGUUUGGGCGGUGAGGGCGCAGCAGGCCUCGCAGGCCACGGUGUACGUACAUCGCGGAGCGGAAGCAGGCAGCCCGGAGAAGAGGGAUGCCGUGGGGGACAAGAGAGACAGCGAGACGAGGCGAAGGAGGGAGCAGUGGAUGAGCGGGCGGAAGGACCCGAAGCCUCGCGGAAGUUGCGGAGAGCGCGCGGACGAAUCAACUUGGUGAAAGCCGAACACGCGGUGAUGAUGACAAAGGGGAACAAGAAGCACCUCGACCUCCUCAUUCGCGAUUACCUCCUCCUCGCUUUGCAAGUGGCAUUCGCAUCCCUUCACUGGCGCGUGCCUGGCCAGUUUUCUCGGCUUCUCCUUUUCACCGGGAGCGACGGAGAGACAGGCAAGGACACGGCGAACGGCCGCAGUGCCGCACAGCGAGAGAGUCGGAAUUCCGGAGGGAAGGCAGCGGGCCAGCGGCAGGGGCCGCGCGAGGCGAACGCCACGGCGCCGCUCUUUCGCGUCGAGGCAUUCCCCGCGUCGCAGCCGAGAAGGAUAUGCGCGCAGUCGGAGAAUGACCAAACGUUCACAAACGCCUCGCCAGAGGCCGUCAUGGAGGCGGCAUCUUACAGGGGAACUUCCAGGGCAGAUUCGACAAACGUCGAAGAGGCCUUCUUCCUCAGAACGGUCGACGGCCGUUUGCUGCGUGUGCCUGCGUCGGAGGUCGCUUUGAAGGCAGGAGAAUCGCUCUCGGCGGACAGCAGGCAAGACGAUUCGCAAGGAGACUCGGCGUGGCCAGGUCCCUGGAUCUCCGCAAAUAAGGCGAGAUGCUUCGCCUGCGACUUUGCCCCCGCGAAAUGCUCCUGUGCGCGCUUCUCGCCCCGCUACGUCCUUGUCGCGAAAGACGAACCGACUCUGGCGUUGAUCUUGCUGCUGCUUCUCGAGACGUCGCCUUCCCAAACGCUUACCAUGGCAGACGUCGACGCGCUGCUAGUCCUCCCCCGAGGAGUCAUCCGCUGCGGCGCCGGGGCAGCUGGACGCGGAGACGCUCUUUGCUCCGUGUUCCCCCUGCCGCCGUCGGAAGGGUCGGACCGUUCCUGGCGGGGAAACGAGAGAAAAAAACGGAAGCGGCUUCCCGGUGUCUCCGGCGCGGCGCCUCGCCUGUUUGCUUCUCCAGCGUCUUCUCAGCUCUCUUCAGCUCUCGAGCGCAACGGCACCGCGUCCUCGUCCGGGGCCUCAACUUCUACGACGUCGGCCGGCCACGCGGGCUCUUCCCUGCUGAGUUCCCACUUCCGCGCCGUCCCGGAUCCCGAGCUGGCGCACGCAGCGGCGACGCUCGCGAACCUCGAUCGCGUCUGUCGAAAAGGCAAGUUCGACGUCGGACUCGUGGCCGUCUCAGAGGACCGGGUUCGGCUUAUAUGCGAAGAGCGCGAGACGCUGAAGCGCAAGUUGGAAGCGCACUUUGGCGUCUCGCUUUCUGGUUUUCUCGCGGAUAUUUCCGCCUCCGGUGGGGGGUCGGCGCCCGCGCAUGCAGGGGGUGCGCGGCGGCCUGGCGACGGGCCUGGCGAAGGCCGAGACACGCACAGCGGGGAGGAAGGCGGGGUUCUUAUUCGGAGAGCAGGCGGAUGGGACGCGAGACAUUCAGACAGGCAGAAGAGAGACCGUGGACUCGAGGAGGGGGAAGGUGAGGCGAGAAACGGAAUCAACGGCGCGAAGGGCGAAGAACACAAGGGGAGGAAGGGAAGCGAGGAGGAGGUCCAGGAGGGUGGCGGAGUGCUAGCCCGACGAGAGGAAGGCCGAAGCGAAAAGCGCGACGCAGCGUCUCAGACACAGGCCAGCGAAGGAGAGGAAAGUUCCGGUCCAGCGCGAAGGGGAGGCCGAGCGGCGAGACGCUCUGAGACUUCUGCCGGGGAGCCGGAAUGUGGCAUUCCCCGGUCCUCGCGAGAGUCCUCUGGAGAGAGAAACGCGCCUCCGAGUGACGGGAUGCGUGACGUCUCCGAGCGUCGCUUGGCUUCCUCAAGUGGCGAUUCGCCGUCUCCCGCAAGCGGGAACGACGAAGGCGAGGCACGGGCCGCUACCACAGGAAACGUCGACGACACAGACGAGCGGCAGAUUUGCGUGGUACAGACGCCGCCUCGCGUCCACGGGGCGUGGACAGUUCGGCCGAAAACGGAGCUCGGCAAGGAAAGCGAGAGUAGACAACGGCUCUCGAGUCGUGGGCAGGAUCUUCCGAAUUCACUGCAUGCAACUCCGCGCUUUUUCCCCCGAGUGCGCCUUGCCGACUGGGUGAGACGGCGCCCGUGUGGAAGCCUCAGCGGACGAGCGCUUGGCAGCGAGGACGCGAGAGGGAGAGGAGCCAAUUCUGGAGCGAGAACCGAAGCGACAGCAGACCGAACGGAAGGACCAGAAAAAGGGGCUGUCGACCAAGCUAAAGAGAAUGACAGGUUGGGGAGGCCGGGCAAGCGAGAGAGAGGCCCAGCAGAGGACUCGACUAGAGGGCGUCGAUCGAUGACAGACUCUUUUUUGGAAGGCAUGGGCUCGACCAGAGAGACACGGCUUCUCGGUCCAGGCCAUGAUGUGCCUCUGGAAACCCGAAAGCGGAUGCGGCGAGGGGCUGCACACUUCGACGCGCAGAAAGAAGAGAAGACGCAUCUCUCGACAGUCGAAAACGCGGCGCUGCUCCUGGGACCAGCAACGACCGACGCAGAGUCUGGUGUCUCCGACAUCUCUCCGCCAUCCGUUUCCUCUUCUUCGUCUUCCAUUCUUCCAUCAGUCUCUGCGGCGCUAUCAGUGAACUUCCGCCAUGCCCUGCGCUACGCCCGACGGUCCCUAACCCGCCCAGUCUCCGCGUUCGCUUCUGUCUCCUCUCCGCUUCCCAUCUCCUCUCCGCCUCCCAUCUCCUCUCCGCCUCCUCUCGCCUCUCCGCCUUCUCUCGCCUCUCCGCCUCCUCUCUCUUCUCCGCCCUCUGUUUCCUCGUCGCCGUGCUCGUUGUCGCGUUUCUCGUCGACCAAGUUGACGGAUGGCGCCUCGACGGCCGCGUCGCUCUCUCCGCCACGCGAAGGCUUUGCAUCAGGUGUCCCGUCCCCGUCGCAGUUUUCGCAAGCUAGCGAGUCUCGGCCGCAAGCGGGUGGGGCGUGUGGCGAGGCGUGUGUCUCCGGUCAGUGGGCGAAGCGGCGUCGGUCACUUGAGGGCCUCCCGUGGGACACCCGGCGAGAUCUGCAGGCUUCAUGGGGGGAGACAGAAAGCGGCGGUGAGGAGGGGCGAGAACGGCGAGAAAAGGGGCGUCGGUUGCCUUCCGCUGGUUCCUCGAGGGCCGACGCGAAGACGCGAGAGGACCUGGAAUUCGAGAAGGCUGCUCUGACUGCAUGCAUGCAGCCACGAAGACUGCCGGCCCUCGCCGUUGUUGACCGAGCGCUCCUGUCCACAGCGGAGUUACCCAAGUAUCUUCGCAACCACUUAGAUGGAGCGCAUUCCUCGGAGGCUCUCCCUCUCGAUUUCGACGAUCCUUCCGGCGUCUCCUGUGCGCGAGAGGGGCGAUGUGAGGCGGGGGAGAAGCACGGAGAAUCUCUCCGCCACAUCGAGGCGGCGCAGCGACUCGGCGACACGGGAAUCCGCGCUCAGGACAGCGGGCCGCCCACUAGCCUGAUGGGAACCACCGGCGAGGCCCCAGGCCCUCCUCCGCCCUCUCAUCCAGAAGGCCGGCCUUCCCUUACGCUUCAAAACGCGCCUUCUGUUUCUUUGGCGUCUCUCCUUUCGCUCUCGAGGCGCGUGACUGGCUCGCUUGUGGGGCGGUCCGCGGGGCGUCUCUUCUGCAGGCGCGCGAGUGAGUUAGGCCCUGCAUUCGCGGCCUCUCCGCACCUGGGCGUUGGCCCAGCGGGGGCCUCGUCGUCUGCCGCCCCGACGGCGCUCACGGAUCUGGACCCUCGGGCGACCGCAGGCAGCGGCGACUUGCCUCUCCACUCUGUAGAUCGGUCCCCGACUAUAAGCCGAAUCGCCCUCGCGUCCGCAUCCGACGACGCGGAGGCGCGCGCUCGCGGAGAGGAAGGUGGAGUGGCCGAUCGCCUCCAGACGCUGCUCGAGUCGCUGAUUGCCGAUUUGUGGAGUCGAGGGGAGGCCGACGAGGCGCGGUCGAGUGCGACGGAGAGGCGUCAGCGUCGCAGGCGCGGAGCCGGCGCUGAGGCGUUUGAGUCAGAGGACGAGGCCGAGAGAGACGACUCAGACGUUGGAGACUUCGCAGAGAGCGAUUCGCCGGAGGCGCCGCCGGGCGCCUUCUUUCUGCCUCAGCGACGUGGACGAGCGCGUCGGGCCGCGGACCAUCCCUCGAGAUUCUCGGGCGCGUCGGACUCUCUGUCUGAAAACGGAACGAGUGGCAGUGAGAGUGCGAGCGCUCCCGACGAUGAUCGCGAAGACUUUGAAGGAAGCGACGAGCCGUGGGAUUUCCCGUGGGCAACCGACGACAGUUUGAGUCAAGACGAGGAAUCGGAGGCAAGUCCCGAGGACUCCAGUGCUGACGAGGCAGAUGCCUACGAGAACGACUCGUACGAAGAAGACGAUUGA